AGACGAACCACAUCCGAAAGGCUAAAGAGGGAAGUGUAAUUCAUAAAACCACCAAGAAGAGGCCCUGAGGAGGUUAUAGAAGCAGAGGUGGCGUAUCCAGACAUGCCCAGAGGCCUCAGCUGCUUGGCGAGCCCGGAGGGGGCAGACGGCAGGUAUGAGACCCCCCCAGCUUCAGAGCUCCACAGGCUGAUGUGGACAAAGAAAGGGAGCAGCAACCAUCUGGAUGAGGUUCAGCCCAGGAUCUAUAUUGGAGACAUGUAUGCAGCCAAAGACAAGAGGACCCUUCAGGCUCACCACAUCACGCAUGUGCUUAACGCUGCCGAUGGGAAGUUCAGUGUGAACACGGGCCCCAGCUUCUACCGAGACACCAAAAUCACUUAUCAUGGAGUGGAAGCUUUUGACAUGGAAUCCUUUAACCUGAGUCCCUUCUUUUACCCAGCUGCCAAUUUUAUCAAGAACGCUUUGAGCUCGCCCACAGGUAAAGUGUUUGUUCACUGCGCGAUGGGUCUCAGCCGCUCGUCCACCUUGGUUCUGGCCUACCUGAUGAUCCACGAGAACAUGACACUGGUGGAUGCCAUCAAAGCUGUCAGCGCCAAUAGGAACAUCUCACCUAAUGCUGGUUUCCUGGAGCAGCUUCGAGAGCUGGACCAAAAGCUGCACUGCCAGGGAUCAUCGAGGAGCUGGAGCGCCAACAGGUGGACUUGAGAUAAAACCCAUCAGUCCAUAAAUUUGGAUUAUCUUGUUGAGUUUGAAGUAGAUAUUACAGCGAAGAUAUGAACAAUGAUCUAACUGUCUUGUCUUUGUAAGAAAUAUUCCAUUUUGUGAAGAAAUUAAACUGAUUUAGA
Molecule: messenger RNA, 845 nt
Organism: Plectropomus leopardus (leopard coralgrouper)
Lineage: Eukaryota; Metazoa; Chordata; Actinopteri; Perciformes; Serranidae
Product: dual specificity phosphatase 29-like
Biological process (GO): negative regulation of MAPK cascade; protein dephosphorylation
Cellular component (GO): cytoplasm
Molecular function (GO): MAP kinase phosphatase activity; protein tyrosine/serine/threonine phosphatase activity
Source: RefSeq, a predicted model, not a curated record